Molecule: messenger RNA, 327 nt
Organism: Vicia faba (fava bean)
Lineage: Eukaryota; Viridiplantae; Streptophyta; Magnoliopsida; Fabales; Fabaceae
Source: the annotation of a GenBank genome assembly
AUGGCUUCCAUUAAUGUUUUGUCAUUCAUGAUACCACUUCUUGUACUCGUAACUUUUUCAUCAAUGACAAAUGUUGAAGGAGCACGUAACCUUCAAAACAUGCAUGAAGUUUCCAAAGUUGAAUUGCCAACACUACUACCAUUACCAACUCUACCAACACUACCUACUCUACCUGCAUUGCCACCACAGCCACAAUUGCCAGAAAUUCCAAACCUAGGUGUUCCAAUCCCUGCUAUCCCUGUUGUACCAACUGUCCCUAAGGUUCCUGAAAUUCCUCAGAUUCCUAAGCCAGAGUUGCCUACUGUUCCAUCUGGCCCUAAAGCAUAA